Molecule: messenger RNA, 564 nt
Organism: Scedosporium apiospermum
Lineage: Eukaryota; Fungi; Ascomycota; Sordariomycetes; Microascales; Microascaceae
Product: 4-formylbenzenesulfonate dehydrogenase
Exons: 3
Coding region: 1-564 (187 amino acids)
Molecular function (GO): oxidoreductase activity
Source: RefSeq, a predicted model, not a curated record
AUGCUCGAUAAGUCUAUGGGACUCACCGUCGACUGCGCGGCCUACGAUGUUGAAGACUCCGUUACGCCCGAUCUGAAACAGAGCGCGCGACAUGGACUCCGUGAUUUUCUCAAUACGACGCGGCCAAAGGGCAUCAUUAAUGUGAAGGGAAUCUACUACGGAACUGCUGCGUUGAUGCCUCGACUCUUGAAACAAGGCCAGGGCGGUGUCAUGCUCAACGUUGCCUCCGUGGGGGCGACAAGACCUCGUCCAGGCCUGGUCUGGUACAACGCUUCCAAAGGAGCAGUUUGGAAUGUGACGAAGGGUCUUGCGGCUGAAUUUGGACCGCACAAGAUUCGCGUCAACUCUGUAAGUCCACUACUGGGAGCCACUGGACUAUUCGAGGCAUUCUCUGGAGUCCCCGACACGCCGCCAGAGAACAGGCAAAAAUUCCUGGACAACGUUCCACUCAGGCGACUUUGCGAAGCUGAAGAUGUGGCCAAUGCUUGUGUGUACUUGGCAUCAGACGAGGCCAGCUUCAUCACCGGUAUUAAUCUCGAGGUUGACGGAGGCCGAGCGGUUUGA